Molecule: messenger RNA, 2847 nt
Organism: Pteronotus mesoamericanus
Lineage: Eukaryota; Metazoa; Chordata; Mammalia; Chiroptera; Mormoopidae
Gene: STEEP1
Product: STING1 ER exit protein 1
Exons: 7
Coding region: 53-721 (222 amino acids)
Biological process (GO): endoplasmic reticulum to Golgi vesicle-mediated transport; endoplasmic reticulum membrane organization
Source: RefSeq, a predicted model, not a curated record
AUUUCUGCGCGACCCAAAAUUGUGGGCAUUUUCUGGGUUUCACCUGUGAACUAUGCCUAAAGUUGUGUCCCGGUCAGUUGUCUGCUCCGAUACCCGGGACCGGGAGGAAUAUGACGACGGCGAGAAGCCUCUUCACGUCUACUACUGUUUGUGCGGCCAGAUGGUUCUGGUGCUGGACUGUCAGUUAGAGAAAUUGCCCAUGAGGCCCCGGGAUCGGUCCCGGGUGAUUGAUGCUGCCAAACAUGCCCACAAGUUCUGUAACACAGAAGAUGAGGAGACUACGUAUCUUCGCAGGCCUGAAGGCAUUGAACGACAGUACAGGAAGAAGUGUGCAAAGUGUGGACUGCCACUCUUCUACCAGUCCCAGCCGAAGAAUGCUCCCGUGACCUUCAUUGUGGAUGGAGCAGUAGUCAAGUUUGGCCAGGGUUUUGGGAAAACGAAUAUAUAUACUCAAAAGCAAGAGCCUCCCAAGAAGGUGAUGAUGACCAAACGGACUAAAGACAUGGGCAAGUUCAGCUCUGUCACUGUGUCAACUAUUGAUGAAGAGGAAGAGGAGAUUGAGGCCAGGGAAGUUGCUGACUCGUAUGCACAGAAUGCCAAAGUGAUUGAAAAACAGUUGGAGCGCAAAGGCAUGAGCAAAAGGCGGCUGCAAGAGCUGGCUGAACUGGAAGCCAAGAAAGCAAAAAUGAAAGGGACUUUGAUUGACAACCAGUUCAAAUGAUCGGGAUCUCUCUCUGAACCCAGACUAGAGGCAAGCAUUUCGACCAGAAGGCAAAAGAACUUGUUCGUGACUGCGUGGACUGGCUCCUACCUUUAUGCCCCCAUCAGAAGGCUUUGUGUUACUUCUUAUGUUCAGUGAGGUCUUUGAGUCCAUCUGGCCUGCUUUCUAGAGAUGGGUUUUUUAAAUCUUUCUAUAUAUGGCUCUUCUGUGCUAUUUUUUUAUCCAUUUGAUAUAAACAUUUUUAGCUGUGUAGAAACUCUAUGAAUAGAUCAGUGCUUAAGUAUCUCUAGUUUUUAAAGUAGCUGGUCUUUAAUGAAAUGUUCAAAGAUUUUUGAAAAAAAUAUUAUAAUGUAUCAUAGAAAAAAGUGGCAUGUAAUUAGAUUUAAAGUUACAGCAAGUCAGAUCCUUUGAGGUAACUCUGUCUCUCUUCUUAGAUUGGCAGGUAUCAGAUAUGGCUUCAGUCUCUUCUGUUACCAUAGAAAAUCCAUAAAAAGCUAGAGUCUGCAUAUUUUACUUCAAGUAUGAAAGCUAUAAGUGAGCCGCCGCUUAUCAGACUUUGCACUUAAAGAAACAAAAGCCAGAUCUGAGUUAGGACAGCUGAGAUCCGAAUGAAAAUGGACUCUCAGUGAGCAACCCAAGGGAGCUACCAUCCUGUCAAGUAGCUAAGACCACUGCUUCUGUGUGUGGGCACAUGGGAGGGAGGUAUUCUAGAGUUAGAAAUGAUGCUGAGGUUAAAAAAUUGUAUAUGUUGGGUAUUUUAUUUCACAUUUGCCAUUUGUGGAGGAGUCUUACAGAUAUAAAUAUUUACUAUUACGCUGCUUCAGUGCUACCAAUAUGUAGUGUUUGUAUCUGUAUUUUAACCUGUUCACCUGUAUUACAAAGUAUCGCCUGCAUCUAGUCAGAUUUCUGCAACUGAGUUGUCCUCUCCACCUAAUUUCCUGUCCUCAUUCUGAGAGAUAAUUAGGUAUCAUGUGGAUAACCAACCAUAACCUCUGCACAACACCUUGACCUCAACUCCAAACCUUCAUGCCACUUUAGCCACAAAGUGCCAUGACCGCAGCCUCGAUGUCAACUCUGCUGUUCUUUCUUCACAACCUCCUAUCAUUGCUACUCUGGUACUGUCACUUCCACUAAAACUGUUUUGUUUUGUUUUGUUUUUAGAUUUGAAGGGUAAUUAUCUUGAUUAUUUUAUUAUAGUAAUAAUCGAAAAUAUAAUAAUGAUAAUAAAGUAGCCACUUUUUAUUGAGUACUUACUAUGAGUGAGGUGCCACGAAAAGCACUUUUAUAGGUAUUAUCUUAAUUUAAACAUGAAGAUAAUCUCAUGAGAGAGGUUUAACUACAGUAGCUAUCCUCCUUAUCUGUGGCGGACACACUGCAAGACCCUCCCCCCCAUGUAUGUCUGAACUAUAUAUACUAUGUUUUCUCCUAUGCAUGCAUCCACUUUAUGGCUUUUCAUGGCAGAUCCAAAUUGCCAGCAUCACUACUCUUGUGUUUUGGGACCGUUAGUAAGUAAAAUAAGGGUUACUUGAACAUAAGCACUGUGAUACCUUGACAGUUGAUAUGAUAACAGACAGCUACUAAGAGACUGAUGGGUGAGGAGUAUUUACAGUGUGGAUGGAUGGACAAAGUGAUGGUUCAUAUCCCAGGCAUAAGAUUGUAAGGCACUAUUCAGCACAAUGCGCAGUUUAAAACUUAUAAAUUGUUUAUUUCUGGAAUUUUCCAUUUAAUAUUCUCAGACCAUGGUUGACCAUGGGUAACUGAAGCCAUGGAAAGCAAAACCGCAGAUAAAGGGCCGGGACGGGGGGAGGGUACUGUACUAUCUAUCAUUAUAAUGUUACAAAUGUGUACUCUGAGACUCUGAGAGUUGCAGUUUCCCAAGUUCCCAUAGCCAGUGGGUGAUAAAGCCAGAAAUCUGACUGUGCAACUAUGCUGAACUACUUCUCAUGUGGGAUUUAAAAUGUAAAUAUGUUAUUGAGAACAGAUUGCAAUUUCAUUUUGAGAAAGCAAGUAAAGUGCAAUGUAAAAACAAUUGCAAACAAGCAUGUGCUCUUCAUUAUGUUUUCUUCCUUCAUAUUGAAAUAGUUAUUAAAAUAACAUGACGUAGUUUCUCUGUUGUUUUUAUUUAC